AUGGCUGCAGGAAUCGCAGCCGCCGGAGCUGGCGCCUUGGUUGUCGCUGCUCCCGUGGUUGUGACCGCGCCUCUCAUGGGCGUCGCUGGAGCGGCAGGCUUCACUCCCGCCGGAAUAGCCGCAUCCUCUGUGGCGGCAGGCAUCCAGGCGGGCAUCGGAAGCGUUGGCGCCGGCGGCCUCUUCGCGACGGUGCAGAGCGCCGCCAUGGGGGGAUACGGAGCUGCGGUGCUGACGGGCGCUACUCAGGCUGCCGGAGUCACCAUGGCCGGAGCAGGAGGGCUGGCGACGUUUAUGGGCAGCAAGCAGAAGUGUGAGCAGUCCAGUGAAGAAGGGCCAUCGGGCGAGAAGCCGUCGGAGGAGAAGUAG
Trichoderma reesei QM6a is the source of this 366-nucleotide messenger RNA. RefSeq lists its product as uncharacterized. The coding region runs from base 1 to 366 and encodes 121 amino acids. Gene Ontology annotation, cellular component: membrane. Lineage: Eukaryota; Fungi; Ascomycota; Sordariomycetes; Hypocreales; Hypocreaceae. The record is from RefSeq and is a predicted model, not a curated record. The transcript is spliced from 2 exons.